AUGGUCGACUACGCAAAAUAUCGAGUGGUAGAAUUGAAGGAGGUUCUCAAAACCCGUCAACUUCCAACUAAUGGCUUGAAAGCUGCUUUAGUGCAACGUUUGAUAGAAUCAGAUGCCCGUCAUAUUUCCAUCGAGGAGGUGGUUGAUCAAAAGGUUAAAUCUAAUGCAACAUCUACUGCACAUCCACCUCAAUCGCAAAUUGGAGUUGACAACCUGAAGAUCGGCACUCUACUCCAUAAUAUGGAUACUCUCAAAAGCAUCCCAGGCUUCACUGCUACAGCCGCAGGUAAUAGCAUGCUCGGUCAAGAGAACAGCCAUACCUCAUCGAAGAACCAGAAUCCACAAUGCUCUAUCUCAAAGAACAAUUAUGCGCAGUCUCUUCCAAAUAAUAGCCAGAACGCUGUAACAUUUAGCGAAAAUGAUUUCAGUGAUGAUGAUGAUAUAGACUUGGGCACCAACUACGACUUGCCAAUGUCUCAAACGUCCUUCACUAAUUCUCAGCCACAAUCUCAGCCCGGUGCGUACAGUCAAAGUCACAUGUCUCAUUCCUCUCAAGUCUAUGGCAUGACUCCACCGGCUUCAGGCUUUCAACAAGGCUAUCGUACAAUGUCGCUGUCGCAGAAGUCUUAUCUACCGGCAACUCCUACUCCACGUCAGCCAUUGGCAAGUAUUUUAAGUAACCAAAUGUCACCACCAUCGUCUACUAAGCUUCACCAAAAGCCUUUGGUCUACGCUCCCUAUUUGUCGUUCUAUCAGCUAGAGCAAAUGUAUCCAAAUGGCCAAAACUUUCAGGAUGAGAAUGCAAAGCUUGCACGCAGAAAAUGGUUGGCAAAGUUGGGUAUUGACGUUUCGCCAUACAACUUUGUGUUCACUAAUGAGUCACAAAGAGAUAAAGUCGAAAUUCAUUGGGCAUUGAAGUCUCCAGAGGAGCGCCGAGAUAUUGAACAGAAAGCUGUUCAAUUGAAGCCACCCUAUCAAGUCACCCAUGCGGUACCGCUACGAUUAGCCCCUUUUGCUCUACGAACACCUGUCCCAAUCAACCUGAUUGGCCCAACCCCUCUAUCGUUCUACGAGUUGGAGCAAACAUAUUUCAACUUUCCUCAGGGAAAGAAUUUGGCGUAUUAUGACCUUGUUCCCAAACGCUUAGCUUGGCUGGAAACACUUGGCUUCGACGAUCCUAGAUAUCUACCUCUAGCGCAGAGUUCGCGAGAACUGCAGGCAUUGAACGAUCUCUAUGAUCAGAAACCAAGCGUAGAGCGAAGAGCCAUCGAAGCUAAAGCAAAAUAUAUCAAUGCUAAGCCCAACCUGCCAGCUCUUUCGUGGGUGACUUUAGAGAAAGAUUAUGAGAUCUACCCAGUAAGUGCUUUCACAACACACACAGCAUAUAGCGACAAACGCCGCGAAUGGCUUCAAAAGCUUGGCCUUGAUGUUAUACCAUUCUGUUACAAAACUGCACAGCUCCAUGAGGGCAAUAUGCAGGGAAUGGAAAUUGCCUGGAGUGAAAUGACUGAGGUUGAACGCAAUAGAGUUCUUGAGAUGGCGAAAUCUAUCAAAGAAGAUAGCAAUCCGGUUGUUGAAUCAUGGGCAGAGUUUGAGUAUACGUAUGGUUUUACUAGAGAAAAGGACAAGGAGUUUAAGAAUGACCCUGCUGGCUAUUCCAAGAAACGUGGAUUAUGGAUCAUCGAUAUUGGAUUGGAUGUUGAACCUUUCAAGAGCGUCAUCUCAAGCCCUACCGCUCUACAAGCAGCAUGGUCUACGAAGCCCGUUGAAGAGAGGAAAGCCAUUGCCAACAAAGCUAAGUGGGAGAAAGAACGCUUCGUUAGGGAUUUGGCGAGAAAAAAGGCCGAAAAGGCAGGUGGCAAUUACAAAGCUCCUCCCACUGAAGUCAAGAAAACAAGCAAGCGCACAACUACGACCAAAUCGUCUAACUACAAGGUUUCUAAGUCCUCUAGUUAUAGACACAAUCGAUAUGGUUAUGGUGGCUAUGGCAGAUCAUAUUCUUCUGGUUAUGGAUUUGGAUAUGGAAGAAACAGAUACUCAAGAUACUAG
Botrytis fragariae is the source of this 2049-nucleotide messenger RNA. RefSeq lists its product as uncharacterized. The transcript is spliced from 2 exons. NCBI's taxonomy places the organism in Eukaryota, Fungi, Ascomycota, Leotiomycetes, Helotiales, Sclerotiniaceae. The record is from RefSeq and is a predicted model, not a curated record. Bases 1 to 2049 code for a protein of 682 amino acids.